AGCUGAGCCACAGGUAAGGCUCUUUCAGGAAGGAAAAAUGAAAUAGGGGCCUCCAUUACCUUAGACUAAUAAAGCUAAAAGAGCCAUGCUUUAAUGCAAAAAUGCCACAAAAUAUGCAAGACUAUUGGUUGUCUGAAAGUAUUAAGGAUAAAAGAUUUGAAGAUCAGUAUGACCUUGGGAAAGAACUGGGCAGAGGCUCAACAGCUGUUGUAUACAAAUGCACUGUUAAAGGAACAGACCAAGCAUGGGCAGUAAAGAUUAUUGAUAAACGCGUUGAGCACAAAACAGUUUUGACAGAAGUUGGCAUCCUGCUCAGGCUUGAUCACCCAAACAUUGUACGAAUGAAGGAAGUUUAUGAAUCUCUUGAAUAUGUUUAUAUUAUUCUUGAGUUAGUCAUUGGAUCUGAACUUUUUGAGAGAAUUGUAUCCCAGCAGUUUUAUUCAGAAGAACAGGCAGCUAUUGCUGUAAGAGACAUUAUAACAGCUGUGGAUUAUCUACAUAAACAUAAUGUUGUUCACAGAGACCUUAAACCUGAAAACAUACUGUAUGAAAAUCUGUCACCAGAUUCUAAAUUAAAAAUAGCUGACUUCGGACUAUCAACCAUUGUCAGCAAUAAAGUGUCUCUUGUAACUGUUUGUGGCACACCAGGAUAUUGUGCCCCUGAGGUGUUAAAGGGCGAAAAAUAUGACAAGAGCUGUGAUAUGUGGAGUGUGGGAGUCAUUGCUUACAUUAUGUUAAGUGGCUAUGAACCAUUUUAUGCAGAGAAUGAAGCAUUAAUGUUUAAAAAUAUAUUGAAAGGUCAAUACACAUUUGAUUCUCCUUGGUGGGAUGAAGUCAGUGAAAAUGCUAAGGACUUAAUAAGGAAGUUGCUGGUUGUAGAUCCUAAGAAAAGACUAACCUCAGCAGCAGCUCUAAAGAAUGUUUGGGUAGCUGGAGUGGCCAAUAAGAAGGAUCACAAGGAGGCUACUGUUGAAAAACUAAAAGAAUUCAAUGCUAGAAGAAAACUUAAGUUUGCAACUGACACAUUAAUGGCAGUGGCAGGGGCAACCAAAAAAAUGCCUCUGUUCAGUCUGUUUGCACAGGACACUGAGGAUAGUGUACAAGAAGAAAUGGAGGUGAACUAAUUUUUUAAAACUCAUGCUGUUAAUACAUUGGCAAUGUUUUUUUUUACUAUGACUGAGAUGUGGAAAAUAUAACUUUGAAAAUUCUUAUAUUAAUUAAAAGUUCUUGUGCAUAUUGUGAUUGCUAUUUUAGUUAUAAAUAUCUAUCAAAAAUAAAAAUAUAUGUAAUAUAUAAAUAUAAAUAAUAUGUAAAAUUACUGUAUGAAAAAGAGCCCCGUAUUAAAUCUAAAGCAUUUUUAGCAGAGCAUCAAAAAUUUCCUAAUUUAAUUCUACACCAGCUGUUAGUUGUGAAAAACAUCUAAUUUUAUUGGUUUUUUUUAAAUGUUGUUAUAAACUUUUCAAUUGUGUAAGUUUAGACAUUUUAGAUAAUGAUAACAAAUAUUCUAUUUUUUUCAAAUGCACAGUGGUAACAGUUGAAGCUUUAAAAUGCCAUUAAGAAAUUAUUGUAAAAAAAGCCUUGAUUUACAAAGUAUUUUUAUAAUUACUGUAUUUUUCUUGCUGAACUAUUUUCAAUCUUCCAAAUAAAUCACAAUUUACUAUGUAA
Molecule: messenger RNA, 1665 nt
Organism: Physella acuta
Lineage: Eukaryota; Metazoa; Mollusca; Gastropoda; Physidae
Product: calcium/calmodulin-dependent protein kinase type IV
Biological process (GO): protein phosphorylation
Molecular function (GO): ATP binding; protein kinase activity
Source: RefSeq, a predicted model, not a curated record